AUGGCUGAAAAAGGUUAGUUAAAAUGAACACUAUGUGAUAAUUUUGUUCUUGUCAAAGUGUUAACACUCAUUUUCUUUUGAUCUUUUCUCCGAACUUGUCAAGAUUUGCAAAAAUGGACGACGUUUUUCCACGAGGCUGGGGUGCCCAGAGGACCAGCAACCGAGUAAGUCAACACAAAGGCUCAAUUGUAAUUGAAUUAAAUACCUGUGAACCUUAAAGUUUGUGGCUUUUGCUUGAGUUAUAUCGUGUAUAUUGUGUCAUUUUAUGCGUAGUUUGAAUAACGGCAAAGCUAUCCAUGAACCAUGGUAACUGGUCAAUUAAUUGCCAUCUUUCCAUUUUAAUUCUAAUCAAUUUACAUUAAAACAUUUAGAAAAAAUAAGUUUUCAUGAUUCCACCUUUUAACUUAUCAGGGGGUACAGUGAAACUGGAUGGAUGUCUAUGGUUCAGAAUUUAUUCAGUUUUGUGCAACUGACCAAUUGCCGAUCUGGUUGGAAUCUGUCAAAAUUUUAUACCAGAGUCUGAGGUGAUGCAACUGGGUUGCCAUGACUAGCUAGCUUAGUAACUGGAUUUGAUUGUGUAAAUUUAGGUAUGCAACACUGUUUUGUAAUCACCGAAUCAAAGAUAUCCUACUUGGUGAUUUGACCAAGGUGAAGUGAAUUAUUUAAUUAUAUAAUUAAGUGCCAGUGCUCUCCCUUUGAUGAAGUAAAAUUGUCUGGCGUUAGAGUAAAAUAAUAAAGUAUGGUGCAAUGUGACUCAACGGGUUAACUAGACACAUGGGCAGAUAGGCCAGUUAACCCAUUAAGUGCCAGCACUCUCCCCUUGAUGAAGUAAAAUCUCUGGCAUUAGACAGAGUAAAAUAAUAGGGCACAAUGCGACUCAAUGGGUUACAGUAAUUAUCUUGUUGCAAUGGGAGUAUUCUGGAAAAGAUCCACACUCCCCAAUGAAGGAAAUGUCUGAGGGAGGGGUGAGAAGUUUGUUUCUGAUAAUACCGGUAGAAAGUGUAUUAUAUGACAUCCAAAAGGGGUAGGAGGGUUAACUUCCAAUUUCUUCUGUGGAGGAGGUAUGGAUGUUUACUAGAAUGAAGCAAUGGAACCUCGAUCUAAUUAACGAGCAUCAAUAGGGAGUGUUUCAAAUGUUAAUAAGAGUUGUCCACUGGAUGGAAUUAGAGGAAUAUAAUAGAAUGUUAAUAAGUGUUUGUUAAUCCACCUAUUAAUUAGGGGGUCUGACAUAAUUAAGUCAAUUUAUAUAUGACAGUGAGUAAUACUGGCAUGCUUGUUGUAGCAACUAAAUUCUAGAGAAGUGCAUAAGGGAUUUCUGACUUGAAUUUUCAUGUUUAUUAUUUUAGGAAAUUCUUAAUGAUAUUGGAAUUAUUGUUAUGGGUGAUGUCAUGUCUAUUUUGAAACAUGCGAAAGCAGUAUAUGCCAAGGUAGGUACUGUUAAGAUAGUGAUGGUCAAUAAUGAUAGAUGCUUAUCAAAUGAUGCUCAUUUCUACUCUUGAUAAUAAAUUAAUGUAUAUUUCCUAGCUUGAAAGAGAGAAAAUGUCAAAUCAGUUGGUCCAAGAGUCAGAAUCUGUUGAUGAACCUUUAGUACAAGACGAUCCACCACAACUACUACUAUCUUCAGGUCAAGUAAAAAAGAAAAAACUUGUUGCCAAACUUCCAAACAAACCAAAAACAGGUAAAAACUGAUGCAGAAAAGUCAGGAAAAGAUUUUGUAUGAAGUUCAGUAGUUUAGGAAUGUGGAAUGAACCAACCUUGACCCAGUACCCCCAGCAACGUGUGAGAAAAACAUAUUCUGCAUUCCUCAUGCAGCUGACAGAAAAUAACAUAGAGUAAUGUCAUGUGAUAUUUGGUUACAGAAGUUCAACAAACAGCAGUGUUAACAUUACCAGCUAAGAAGAAAAUGUUACCUACUGUUGGACCUAAAAUAACUGUGACAGUUGAUGAUUCUUCUCGCAUUUCACCAAAAAAGAGACCAGCCAAGACCACAAUGUCAUUGUCAGAUAGAUUUGCAAGCAAGACAGUUCUACAACCUAAAGUUUCUCCUGUAUCAGUGGAAGGAAGCAAAGCUCAAACAAAUACAGUUAAAAAAGUUCUAACAAAAACUAAGCCAUCUACUGAGAAAAUGACUUCCACUAACAAAGGUAUGAAUAAUGUUUCCAUAGUAGUAUCCAUGGCGUCGUCCCUAAAGUGGUAAACAUUGUUCCCAUGUUUAAGAGUGGUGAAAAAUCUCAUGUAGAAAACUACAAUCAUGGAAAUAAUAUCCGUAGACGUUUUUAAAACGUCUCUUGUCUUACUAUUUUGUAAAGCCAUUUAUUUUUGGUUAAUACAAACGUUCGUGAUUGCUAGAAAUAAGAAUUUCCCCCCUCCCCCUAGCACAAUGUUGGUUCAAACCAUGACUAUUGGACCACAAACCAACAUUGUAAACAGGGAGGGGGGGGGGGAUAUGGGAAAUUUUUGAAAAGUCUACAAAUUAAUUUCCAUGAUUGUAUAGACCAAUAUCGCUACUAAGUGUCAUUUCCGAAGUUCUGGAACUGUGUGUUUUGUCGCUGAUUAACCCUCGGACAUGGAAAUCUGUUUGUGUACAUUGUAGCACAGUUAAUUAACUGAGAUUGUAGUAAGGCUCGAAGCUUGCAUGCACCUAUCACUUAUUGCCUUUAAUUUUCUUUUGUCUACCCAGGUCCACUGUAAUUGGUAUUUAGCUGUUGCCCUGCCACAACUGUACUCUUAAUUUAAUUUAAUAUGUUGUAAUGUUUUGUUAGACAGAGUAAUAUUAAAAUAAAAUAAUAUGAUAUGAAAUAAAUGUUAAACUCCAUAUUAACAUCCUGAAUUUGAAUGUCUGUUUUGUUUCACAGGAGUUGCAGUUAAACGAAAGUCAGCAUUUGAACGACUUGGCAAAGAGGAAUCAAGUAAUGUAUCGAAAGACAUGGAACGUUUGUCACCGAAAAUUAAAAUCACCAAGCUAACAAAAUCACCAGUUGCAGCACCGUCCAGUAAAGUUAUCUCGUUAACUAAGGUGAGUGAGGUUAAAAUGUCUUGUUGUCUUGUUUAAUCUCGACUUCAUUACUCUUUUAUCUGCUUUAAAAGCUUGUUUGUUCCCAGAGGGGGUGACAAUUUUAGGUUCUCACUAUAUGAACUCCUUUUUCUGCUGGAAAUUGCAACAGUUUAGAACUGAAAAUAGGCAGAGUGAUUAUAAAUAGAGAAUGCUUAUGAUUUAUAUGUCGUUUAAAGGUAAAAAACUAUUAAUUUAUAAUCUGACCGUUGAGAAAGAUCGUGACUCUAUUCUUAUGACCGUUGCGACCAUAUGGAAAUUCGGCUCUAGCUAGUUCCCAUGAAUGAACAAAUGCAAUAAAAACUAAAAAAAGUGAAUGUUAGAGUUUGUAACCCAGUGAGUAUAAUAUAUACAUUUUAAGACCUGACCAGGAACGACUGCGAAAAAUGCAGCACAAAGCCCUCUGGUAGGAAUUGAACCUACGGUCCUGCGAAUAAAAAAGUGACAUAAAUUUAAUGUAUUUCAGAGUGAAAGUUCAGUUUUCAAACGUCUUGGUGAAACCGAUGCUGCAUCCCCACCUUCGACAACGCGUACAGGAGCUCUAACGAUACGCACAAUUAGGGGCGUGGGGUCUCGCAUAGUGUCAGACGAUAGUCCCGAAAAACCUGCCAAAUCUCACAGUGUACUACGUCCAUUGAAACCGAUCCGAGCUGUCCAGCCUGUCAAACCUGUUUCUACUGUAAAGGCACGUGUGUCCGCCGACACGAAAAAAGAAUCGAGCAGAAAGUCAGUGUUUUCUAGACUUGGUAGUCAAACUUGA
This is a messenger RNA of Paramuricea clavata, 3812 nucleotides long. Lineage: Eukaryota; Metazoa; Cnidaria; Anthozoa; Malacalcyonacea; Plexauridae. The record is from the annotation of a GenBank genome assembly.